AUGGCAUCUUUAACAGCACAAGAUCAGAGGAUCCCUUACAGCCCCCACAUGAAUGGACCGUAUAGCAAUGGGCCAGUGCAGGGAGGGGGGUAUGUGAACAGCGGCAAUGGAAGAAACUUGACAUUCAGGAAGAGGUUUGAGAGGGUGGAUUGGAGGAGAGUUGCUGCCCUGGAUGUGGACAGAAUUUCAAGAGAACUGGACUUCACUGCCCUUCAGGAAAACAUCAUGAACAUCACAUUUUGUAACAUAGAGUCCGAGGUGGAUAUCCGUUUGAUAGAUGCCAAUUUCAUCAAGCUUUUCAAACUUGCCCAGCUAACAAUAGAGUACUUAUUGCAUUCACAAGAUUAUCUUUCUGAUUGUGUGGCAACUCUUGAAGAAAAACUGCGCAAAGCCGUAGAGGAACACGAUGAGACCAAAAAGGAGGUGGAGAAGCAGAAGAAGGAGCUGGUUGAGGUGAAGAAAGAAAGUCACAAGAGGAAGAAACUGCUGGCUGCCCAGCAACAGAUGCUGCAGUCAGGAGCAGGCAGCUAUAAUAAGUGCCCAUACUGUGUGAAGGCCUUCAUCAACCCCACCUUCCUCCAGUCUCACCUGUACAGGAAACACACUGAGCAGGUCAGCCAGUUUGGCCUGUCACAACCAGCACAAUCUCAACCACAGCAAUAUCUGUCUCAACAAACGCAAUCGUCACAAUUGGCUCAGCAGCAGAAUCUCACCAAUGGGGUGCUGGAGAGAGAACUUAGUGAGAUCAGAGAGAGGCUGAGACUGACUGAAUCUCAGCUUCAGGAGGAGAGAAAUGCUCUAAAAGGAUUCUCAAUGAAGGAGAAAGAAGAGUGGGAACAUAGAGAGAGGCAGCACCAGCAGGAGUUACAGUCUCUGAGAGAGGAGCUGGAGACUGACUACAAGAACAGGAUGGACAACAUGCAGGCAGAAUUCAUGGCUGAACUGAAAGCCACGCAUAAAGAGCUGGAGAAGUCGAGGCUGGAUGCUUCCCAGCGUAGCAAACCUUCCAAUCUUGGGACAAUGUACGAUGAGGAAGAGAUAGAAAAUCUGAGGAAGGAGUUACGAGAGAAUGAGGCAAAACGAGAGGAGGAGCUUGAACAGUUCAAAAAUAGGGACAGGCAGAGAGAAGAGAAGGCAGCAACGGAGAGGGCAGAAUAUGAAAGACAAUACAAAGAGAAGAUUAAACAGGUAAGGAAGGAAGGAGUGAAGGAGAAGAAAGUUGAAAAGCUGCGAGGACAGCUACGUGACGUAGAGACGGACCUGAGUCGAGAGCGGGAGUCCAAGGGCCAGGAUAUGAAUAGCUAUCAGAAAGAGAUCACAGAGCUUAGGAAUCAAUCCAGAGAGAUGAAGCAGGCCCAGAAGGAGAAGGACAGACUUCUCAAACAGAGAGAGAAGGAAAUCCAGAGACAGCAGCAGGAAAUAGAGCAGCUGGCCAGUAGACCUCCCACUGUGGCUCCCAGAAAGCCCCCAGCUGCAGAGCGUGCAGGGAGCCCGUCUAAGAGCUCCAAUAAGAGAGCACCUGUGCCACAGAUAAUGGAGACACCUGCCACUGAGGAGGAGGAAGAGGAUGAGACGGAGACAGAAGAGAGCUCAGAUCUGAAAGUGUCAGACUUGGGAGCCAGCAGUAAGGACACACUAGGUAGCACCAGUGGUGACCUCACUAUGACCGGCACCAGUCUGAAGCGGCUGAAGAGAGAGCUGGUGAAGAAUCCCGCCAUCUUGGGGCCGAUGAAAGAAGAGUUGAGACACCUGCUGGAUGAGGAGCUGGAAAAGAGAGGCAUAUCACCUAAUGCCCAAGGUAUUAGUAAUGCUCAGUAUAACAGCAAGAUGGGGAUGUUAAAAAAUGAAAGGCAGCAAAAAGCAAAGAAAUACCCCACUUUCUAUGACAUAAGGCAGCAAUAUAUCAACAAAGUUGAUGACAUGGCCAAAGAGAGGCUGAGAGGGGGAAGGAAAGGAGCCAGAUCUGGAGGCGACGAUGCCAGCCCCGUCAAGCGUCCAGCAGAGCCAGUCUAUGCCACACCAAUACCAAAGAAAAGCCGCGGAGGCGCUCAGUCCACACCGCAGAAACAACAAAAGCCGAGGCAUCAGACCAAUGUGAGCGGGAAGCAGCCCCCCAAACCAGCCCCCAGGACCCCCAGCCCCACCAAACCCUCCCUGAAUGCCUCCAAUACUCUGUCUUCCACUGGGUCCCAGCAGGCCGCUAGCAGCAAGUGGGACUCUGACGAAAUCUCAGAGGAUGAAGAGUCAGAGGAUGAAGAUGAGGACAUUAAGCCUAGUCAGAGGCCAAUAGGAGGUCAAGGUCAGGUCAAAGGUCAGCAAGUCCCUCCCCCUGAAGUGAUAGAUGAGGAUGAUGACUGGGACUCUGAUGAAAUCAGUGACCUGGAUGAGAUCAGCCCCAGCCAUGUGAGGGGGACACCGGCCAAGACAGGCAGCUCCCCAGCCAAGACAGGCCAAGCCCCACAGCCCAAGGGCAGUAUAGUGGCCAACCUAGCCAGGUCCAUAGAGUCACAGCUGUCUGGGCGUAAAGCAAAGAAGCCGGCCGGUGCUGUGGAUCUUAAUGUAAGUGGUGGUGGUGUCACUGGUGGUGGUGGCGGUGGUGGUAAUGAGCUAGAGGUACCCACAGCGCGAGAUGUCAGCAGUCCUGUAACGCCAGAUAUACCACAGGUGUGUUGGGUCAGGUUGACACUGCCUGAAUACAGACUAAUACAGAUGCAGGUUUAG
Molecule: messenger RNA, 2721 nt
Organism: Lingula anatina
Lineage: Eukaryota; Metazoa; Brachiopoda; Lingulata; Lingulida; Lingulidae
Biological process (GO): cilium assembly
Cellular component (GO): ciliary basal body; cytoplasm
Source: RefSeq, a predicted model, not a curated record